Messenger RNA from Lodderomyces margitis, 1764 nucleotides. RefSeq names its product anaphase promoting complex subunit 4. Gene Ontology annotation, biological process: positive regulation of mitotic metaphase/anaphase transition; anaphase-promoting complex-dependent catabolic process; protein K11-linked ubiquitination. Gene Ontology annotation, cellular component: nuclear periphery; anaphase-promoting complex. The transcript has a single exon. The record is from RefSeq and is a predicted model, not a curated record. Gene Ontology annotation, molecular function: protein binding. The coding region runs from base 1 to 1764 and encodes 587 amino acids. Lineage: Eukaryota; Fungi; Ascomycota; Pichiomycetes; Serinales; Debaryomycetaceae.
AUGUCCGGGGAAGUAUCUCUUGUCAGCACAGAGAAUAAACAUAUAAAUUGUGACCCAAGCUCCCGCUUAGUGAAUGAAAAGGAUGGAGAAGUCUCGGUUGUUCAUACUGGGGAGUUUCCAUUAAAGAGUGAUCCCCAUUCAAAAAUAGCAUGGUGUCCUAAAAUGAAUCUACUACUCUUGACGAGAGAUAAGCAUACAAUACACUGUUUCCGGAUUCGAGGAGAGGAGAUAUAUAAUGUCAAUAAUGGUUCUGAAAUCAAGGGCAUAACCUGUCAUGAAAAGAACUUUUGUUUAUCAGGGGCAGACAACACGGUAAAGAUCUAUGAUUCAAGCGACGGUAAAUUAGUCAGACAAUUGGAUCACGGAUUUAGUGAUAUCAUGUAUAUCCAUUGGUCAAAAACCGUCUAUAGUUUGAAAAAUGAAGUUCUCACGAGUUUGCCUACCAUCUACGAUGAUAUUUCGUACAAUUUGGACUACUUGGUGACCAAUGAUGAGAAAUCCAUCACUUUUACUUUCAACAAAGUAUUGAGCAUUAAUAUUGUUACCAAUCAUCAAAUUCUGCUGCAAGUACUGUCGGCAUUAUUUGAACAACAGUAUUUUGACAGGGGUGACAAUAGAUUGAUAUGCAUUGAGAUUCCCACAAUUUCAAGAAAAGCUUAUACUGACCUGAUGGUACUCUUGUGUCACAUCUUUGAAUACUUGGAGAGGUCUAAGACAACUUUGAAUGAGAUUGAAAAAGAAGUCAAGACAUUCUAUGUUGCCAUCAACAGAUAUUUGUCAAACUUGAAAGUGGAAGUGAGCGGCGGCGACUUGCUACAAGAUUUGUGUGACAUCUUACUUACAAAUAAUAUUCCUGAUGGAACUAAGGAUUUCUGGGUAAACCAAUUCGGUGAUCGUGGCUUCAAGAAAAUGAAUAAACUCUGUGAAACGGUUUUUGAAAACUGUCGCAAAAAGAUCUUUCAAUACUUGAUCGCUCCAAUGGAGAGGAUUCUUGUGUUAUUAGAUGAAUUGAACGGCAUCGCCAAAUGGAAGAAUGCAUUUGAACUCGAUUUGAAAGAUAUUAACAGGCUUAUAGGAAAAUGUAAAGCUGAGUUGAAAACUUAUCAUCAAUUCAUGUUGAAUAUAAAAGAGGAAAAGGGGCAUUUUGACGAGUUACUCAACUGGUGGAAGAUGAUUGUUGAUAAAUUUGCUGAAAAGGAAACAAGUAGUAACUACUCAACAUCAAGCUUGUUGGAAUUUAUUCAUUCCAACUUGUUACAAUCAAAAGUGUUGCAAUAUAUUCCUAGUGACUUUGAUUCAAUCAAACAUGCUGGCGAUGGCAAGUUUUUGAACGAGUCCCAAGAAGAAUUAGAAGAAUUGUUUCGAGUUAUUUUAGGCCAAGUCGACGAGUACCACCAAUCAACGGUCGAUAUUUCUAUUGCUACUGAAAUAUGUCAUACAACUCCGCCUUCCCAGAUGCUUGGUUCAGUCUGGAGUCAACAGGUUGUUGAAGCUCAUAGCAACUAUUGGGAUAAAACAUUGGAAGUGUCGAAGUUGAACGACAAAGUGAUUGAUAGAGUGCCUGAUAGUAAGAGCUUCGAAUUUAGAGAAUGGGAUUUAGUUGUAUUGACGAAGGAUAGUCUAUAUAUUCUUGACCAUGUUUCAACAACACCAAUACCUUUGCCAGAACUUUCAUUUCAGCCAGCAAACUUGGCAGCGAAUUCUAAAUAUGUGUGGAUAACCGACAAGGAAAACGUACGCUAUGCAGUCUUGAAGUUGAAGUAA